AUGGAUUCGGAAGACGGAGAGUUGUUCAUCAAGCAACUGGCCACGUUUGUGCGCACGCACGAAAAGGCACUUGCGAAUGCUUUGCAGUUUCGGCGACAGCCGGGCCCGCGACAUGGCCCCUCCCAGAGCGUCUCGUCGCUCCCGACGAGCUCCUCGACGAACACCCUUCCCGAACGCCCUUCGACCUCGUCCUCGACGUCGAGCUCCCUCGCGGCUGCCUUGUCUCUCGGGUCCCUCAACUUCACCUCCCACAGCGUAAAGUCAGCCAAGCUCGCACUUACCUCGCAUCACCUCUUCUACUUGCUGUCCCGCUUUGAGGAGCUCGGCAUCCCCGUUGGUCCCAUGGGCAUCCGCAUCGAAAACCUCCACGAUGCUGCCGCGUCCACAAACUACGUCUCGUUCUUGAGCCAGUCUCAACGCUCCAAGACUCACGGUUCUGACGUCGGCUCCAUCCGCUCCGUAUCCAGCAUCCGCAGCGUCAUGUCCGGCAUGUCUGCCCUCUGGGCCAACUUCAGUCUUGGUUCGAGCAUCUCGGCCGCUCGGUGCGAGCGGCAAAAGGCCGCCCUGCAGGCUGACCUCAAAUACCUGUACUCGGCCUUCACCAAGAUACCGUGUCUGCGUCUCGCCCCCGACUGGCGCGCCCGCCUCAUCCGGGGCUACGAAGAGUUCCCCUUCGACUCGGCCGUCCCACUCUAUGUCUUCAAAAACGUGCAGGCCCUCGAAGUAUGCGACAUGGACUUUCGGCAAUUCUUUGGCUGGGAUCGCCUUGCCGACCAACUGCGGUCUCUGACGCUGAAGCGUGCCUCCAUCGAAGAUCCUAUCGAGAUUCUGGUCGACAUUGUCCUCGACGACAUGGAGAAACGCCGGCGGCGGACAUCCAAGACACAGUCAUCCCCGACCAUUGGUCCUUUCAGCAGCGGCUCCGUCGGUGGUAGCAUGGGUAUGAUGAGCCCGCGCCGUAGCAGCCCGUCGAUCCCACAUGCCGAGCUGCACAAGAGCAUGUCAAUGCCGGGCUCGCCAGACCCGCGUACCUCGGUGCUCGACAUGCGGAUUGGGUCGGUUAUCAGCGAACCAUCCGCAGACGAGCAGCCCGAGCACAAUGGUACUGAUUUCCGGCCCUCGCUCGCCCGGUCCAAUAGCGAUGAGGCCUCGCCGCACUCGCCCUCCAAGUCGUCGCGCCCUCGCAGCCACUCGCCGCGUCGGCCCUCAAGCUCGCGCAACGGCACCGCAUACGUCCGUAGCUCGCACAAGGUGCACCGAUCCGGGUCUGGCAGUUCGCAGUCAAGCCUUUCCGACCCAUGGCACAACCGCCGCGGCAGCACGUCCAACCUGCUCACCGUCGGCGUCCUCCCGGCGACCAAAUGGCGCUUCCUGAAGCACCUCAGCCUAGCGGAUAACUCACUUACUUCGAUCCCUGCCUUCAGUCUGUCCCCACUGUCCAACACUCUGCAUUCGCUCGACUUGUCGAGCAACCUCUUCACGCAGAUUCCGGACAGCCUGGCGACCCUGACUGCGCUCCGUGCAUUGAACCUGUCGCAGUGCAUGAUCGACUCUCUGCACUCGCUUGCGCACUUCCCGCUGCCUGCCAUCACUGCGCUGAACUUGCGGGCCAACCGGCUACAGUCCAUAGCCGGCAUUGAGAAGUUGUACCCGCUGGAGCGCCUCGAUCUCCGUGAUAACAGCCUCACUGACCCGACGGAGCUGGCACGUCUGACUGGUAUUCCCGAAAUUCGCGAAGUGUGGGUGGGCGGCAAUCCUUUCACGCGGACCCACAAGGACUACCGCAUCACCAUCUUCAACCUGUUCCGCAAGACGCCGGGCUUCACCGAAGACAUCAUCAUCGAUGCCUGCGGGCCCAGCUACUCGGAGCGCAAGUACCUCGUGGAGCGUGCUCCACUGCCACCUAUGGUGCCCGUGAUCAAGCCGCAACCUGUUCCCACGAUCGCUCCUGUCGAUGUGAGCAAGCCUGCUAUUGUCUACGAUACACCGCGCGACACUCGCGAUAUCCGUGAGCUACGGGAGCCUGCUGUUCUGCGGAAAGAGCGGCCCGUGGUGCGCACCACCUCUGGCGAGAGCAACGGCAAUGCCACCCGUCGCAAGCGUGCCCCGAAGCGACGGAUUGUUGAUUUGGCCACCAACAACGUCACCACUACGCACGUGCUGUCCACAUCGGCAACGACAGCACCUGUUUUACCCCCGCCCUCUGCCCCAUCACCUUUGGAAACCUCGUUCGACCGUGCAACCUCGGCUGUACUACCGCCGUUACCUGUUGUACCCGAGACGUCGUACUUGACAACAACUGAAGACAACUAUAUCAUAUCCCGGUCGCCCGAGGAUACACCCAACGUACGCCCUCUACCAGUGCUGCCCACGGUUUCAACUAUGCCAACUGUUUCUACCGCUCCCACUUUUCCGGCUCAGGAUGAUCGCCUCGUUUCGUCUGCUGCGGCUGUGCCGGUGCUACUCGAAGCGAAGCCAGCCAAGCCCCAAGCCAUGAUCACACCGCACCCGGUCGACACCGGCUCGACGUUUAGAGCGGUAGCCGAGGUGGCCGAUAUGCCAAUAUUGGCGAACGGCACCAGUACAGGCGCACCUUCAUCCACCAGACUUGCACAAGCUCUGCCACCAUUGCCACCGCAGUCGCCGCUUACAGUGCAGGCGCCGGUGCCACAGGCUCCAGCAACACCUACGACGCCGACGCGGACUCCGACCAAGGCGACCAGCACGCCUUCACCUGCGCCGGCUGAACCAUGGAGUGAGCCGCAGGACUGGGACGUCGGUGGUGAGCUGUACCGGCGCAAGAUCGAAGCACUGCGGGACCAGGUUGGCGAGGGCUACCUCAGCGUCCUGAGCGAAGAGACCUGGGAUCCCGUGCGCCAUCCGCCUCAAUAUCACGACAACCCCUUUAGCAGCGCCACCACGUCGCCGCUGCAUCCUAGUCCUGUCGUGCCGCGGUCGACGAGUGUGCAGGCCAUUCACUCCGGCCGCACGCUGGGCUAA
Molecule: messenger RNA, 3000 nt
Organism: Sporothrix brasiliensis 5110
Lineage: Eukaryota; Fungi; Ascomycota; Sordariomycetes; Ophiostomatales; Ophiostomataceae
Product: leucine rich repeat domain containing protein
Exons: 2
Coding region: 1-3000 (999 amino acids)
Cellular component (GO): cytoplasm
Molecular function (GO): protein kinase binding
Source: RefSeq, a predicted model, not a curated record